Molecule: messenger RNA, 1779 nt
Organism: Danio rerio (zebrafish)
Lineage: Eukaryota; Metazoa; Chordata; Actinopteri; Cypriniformes; Danionidae
Source: RefSeq, a predicted model, not a curated record
UCAACACUUGAUAAACAGAGUGAACUUGAUGUUUGUGGCUUUAACAGCACAGUCUCUAAUGAAGUCUACAUUGACGGCAUCAUACUAAAAACAGCACCAGAUCAUCCAACAAACGUGGAAAAUACAGAGAAACAGCCUUCAAUAACAGCAGCAGUUGGAGGCUCUGAGCUGAGGCAGGGAGCGGAGGCAGCAGCAGCAGGGAAGAGGAGACCAGACCAGAGGAGCGGAGGAAGAACAGACUCACAGCGACGACAGGCAGCCGGAGAGAGACCCCGCUCAGUCAUGCGUCCCAGGUCCAGACUGCUGGCUAAACGAGGCCUCCCCACCAUCAGGGAAGGCUAUGAGGAGCUGGUGCAAGACCUGAACCAGACCAACAGCCAGCACACCACCACACAGGACUACUUCCUCUCCAUCUGCCAUCUGGCCCGGCCCACCUUCCCUCUGCAUGAGCCUGAUUGUGACAUCCUCUCCAUCGGCCCUUUGGAUUCCCCAAAGCCCUGCCUACGCCUGCAUCGCCUGCGCCAUCAUCUGCAGCCUCCGCAGCCCCAAACCUCCACGGCCAGCGAGCAGAUGGUUGAACAGACCCAUAAAGAAAAAGAGACCACUAAAUCUACUCCAGCAGAAGCAGUUCAGGCUCAGGCUACGCAGAAGGAGGGUGUCCCAGGUCCUGCAGAUCCACUAGAGUACCUCUACAGUCACAGAGGUACACCGGCGCUCUCCACCAGAAGAGGGAGCGUUCCUCCACGAAGGCCACGAAGCGACACCUUCCCGUGUUGUUCCUCAGCACCGGAAAUCCAGCGCAAGAGCAGCUGCCCAGAGCUUUGCCUGGCUGACACAAUCACUGCUUCUACGAUCUUGCAGAGGUCGCCUCUCAGCAGGAAGAAGCUGGAUGAGGGCACUCUGGCCGCACGCAGUGGCGUUCCCAACAAGCUGGAUGGCGCCCCUGCUGGUUGGAAGGGAAAGAGCAGCCGCUGCAUGGACAAACAGACCAUAGUGUCCCACUGGAUCGCAGAGUGCCGCAGCGCAUGGAAGGAAGCUCGCAUUCGCGCAUGCAUGCUGCCAGCCAUCGCCGAAAAGUAAUUUACACUCUCUGUCCAGUGAGGUUUAAACAUCACCGUAACGUGGAUAAAUGUGGAAUUAUGACUUUGCACUUCAGGUUUAUAUGCAUAUACAUUUUUGAUGUAUUUUUAAAUCCGUGACCCUAUAGAUGGUGCCGUGUCAAUACCACACCAUAGUGUAGAGUUACAAUGAAUGUCGAUGAUAAGACUGAGCCAGUCCAGUAACGUCCAGUCGUGAACAAUAAAUGCAUUGAUUGUUGAAUGCCUUUGACAUUGUUUAGUGAGAUUUAAAGAAUUAAAAAUGUGUCAUCUUAAUCGCAGUUCGAAUAUUCAGUAAUGUUAAUAACACAAAAUAGUUUAAAGGAUAAAGGGAACAACAUGUAUAAUAUUCACUUACAGUAAAAGAAUUUCACUGUGCCCACGAUAAUACCUGACUGGGAGGUUUUUUGUAAAACCCAGGUUUUAGCAAAUUUGAUUACCAGGCAGCUACUGUGAUACACAUUAAUUAUGCAAUGCUUGCUUUAAAUAUUAUCACAUAUUUGAUCUAUGAUAAAAUGCAAACAAAAAUGAAACCUUUAACAUACAAAUAUGUUCAGAACUAUUAUGUCUAAAUAUGAACCUUUUAGUACAUUGGUACUGUAUUUAGGAGACUGGUAAAACGAGCAAGCUAUGAUCAUUUACUGCCACUUUCAAAAUGAGGUAAUGUUAAAAUAUUUUAAAA